AUGUCUAGCUCGCCCAAGAGCCAUUACUCACCGCUGGGUGCUACCUAUGGAGUCAGAGUUGAUCAAUUCCUCGAAACAGCUGAAGAUUACGACAAAUAUCAUGCGAAAUUGAACCGAAAACUGCAAAAAUUGAGGCACCAUUGCCAAUUGACGGUGAAAGAUACCAAGCGGUAUUCCCUGAAGGAAAAAUACUCGAAAGUUACGCAGGCGGACUAUGACACGAAAAAUAAGCUUUUGGGCACUCUCAAUUUGCUGCACGCAGAGAGGGAUCUUGCCCUUGGCGAGACGUUACGCUUGAGAUCUCGUCAAAGAGGCUCUUUGAAGAAAUCUGAAGGCAAAGUGGUCGGUACGAGACUCAAAAAGGCAUUUCAGACCUGUACUCGGCUUGUGGAACUCACAGCCAAUGAACAGAACCCAUACACGCGCGCUGAAUAUCUCAUCUACUACAAACUGGCAAUCGUAAGCCAUCUCAGUUUUGGGAAGCACUCUAGAACGAAACGUGCUGCCUCUGCAGGGCAAGUCGCGAGGGAGCUCAGCUUAGCAUUUUCUGCUCUCCAAUUUUUGCAGAAAUCUGAAAUUCUGAGCGCCGUGAUCGUGGACUCCAUCACAUCUCGUUUCGAUUACCUUUUGAGACAGAACGCCAGUAACGGAGCAUCGUCCUCAAAAGCUCUACGCCGUUUUGUCGCCAAACAGGUUAAUGAUAAUGCCGAAGAUCCGCUUAUCGCUUUAAUCUCGCAAAACGGUUUUGAGAUGCCUUCUUUAUCACAAGAAAGUGAUUCAGCGGCAUCAGCAGCAGCGGUAACUACAGUUCAAUGGCGCAGAUUCACUGCUGAAGUAGGAGACUCCAAAGUGGCAGAGCUGAUUGCUGAAGCUAAGGCAAUUCAAACUUCAGAUUUAUCUCAGUUUAGCGAAAAACUCGCAAAAUGGCAGCAAGCGCUUGACCUGCAACAGCAAGUGCUGGAGCAGAAGCGAGACGACGACACUGCUGAUGCCACUGGUGAAGAUGACGAGAUUCUUUUGACUUACAUCCAGUACAACUCACAUUUUACCACAAUUGAGCGUGACGAUAUUUUGUUCCGCAAAUUGUGGUCGCAGUGGAAACUCUCAUCUAACAAGACCAAAAAUGUUAGAGUAACCAAGGUGAAAGAAAUCGAGCGUAUUGUGCAUAACCUCACCACUUACUUGCAGCAGGUGAUGGAACUACCGGGUGUGUAUUCUGAUGACACUUUGACGGCCAAUCUAAAGUUGGCCACGGUUUAUUACCAAGUACAUCUUUCCGUGGGAUGUUUAGCAUCUUUCUACCAAAGUCAGCAUAAGUACUUGGAGGCGCUUGCACUUUACGUCGAUGGUUUGAAACAACUAGUUAGUGCUACGGAGGACACUUCUUUUGAGGAUCCGCUUCCCGGAGACAUUGUGAAUGCUACAAGGCUUCGUGAACUUGAAGAUCUCACCAAAACUGCCCUAAAAAGUGUUAUCUCACUGGCCGAAUACGAGAAAGUUGCUACUCCUGGUGAGCAGGCGUCGUUCGAGCCCUCCUUAGUGGAGAAACUAGGCAAACCAAUCGGUCCCAGCGAUGUCAAUUUGUCGAAUCUAUUCCCAUUGAGACCCGUUAUCAGACCAGUCGCUGCAAAGCCUGCCCUUUUCGAUCUAGCGUUUAACUAUAUCAGCUACGAUGGUCAACCUGUAGAGCAAGAUUUUGACACGGAAUCAGAAACAGCUUCCGCUCAACCUGGCGAACAAGGUCAGACUGAAGGUCCAAAGAAGAAAGGUAUCUUUGGUCUUUUUGGACUCUGA
Messenger RNA from Lachancea lanzarotensis, 1794 nucleotides. RefSeq names its product LALA0S05e07250g1_1 (gene SRP68). The transcript has a single exon. Gene Ontology annotation, biological process: SRP-dependent cotranslational protein targeting to membrane. NCBI's taxonomy places the organism in Eukaryota, Fungi, Ascomycota, Saccharomycetes, Saccharomycetales, Saccharomycetaceae. Bases 1 to 1794 code for a protein of 597 amino acids. The record is from RefSeq and is a predicted model, not a curated record. Gene Ontology annotation, cellular component: signal recognition particle, endoplasmic reticulum targeting. Gene Ontology annotation, molecular function: 7S RNA binding; signal recognition particle binding; endoplasmic reticulum signal sequence receptor activity.